AUGGCGGCGGCGGCGAUGGCGCGGCGGGGUGUGGCGCGGCGGGGUGUGGCGCGGGCGCUGGCGAUCGCGCGGCGGGGGAUGUGCUCCACCUCGGCGCCCGCGGCGGCGCUGUCAUCGGAGGAGCUCAUACGGAUGGAACAGGACUGCAGCGCGCACAACUACCAUCCGAUUCCCAUGGUGUUUUCCAAAGGGGAAGGUUCGCAUAUAUUGGACCCUGAAGGCAACAAAUAUAUUGAUUUUCUCUCUGCUUAUUCUGCAGUCAAUCAGGGCCAUUGCCAUCCAAAAGUCCUAAGAGCUUUGAUAGAACAAGCAGAAAGGCUUACACUUAGUUCCAGAGCUUUCUACAAUGACAAGUUCCCAGUCUUUGCGCAGUAUUUGACGAGCAUGUUUGGGUAUGAUAUGAUGUUGCCAAUGAACACUGGAGCCGAAGGAGUGGAAACGGCUAUUAAAUUGGCAAGAAAAUGGGGUUAUGAAAAGAAGAAUAUACCAAAGAACGAGGCUUUGAUUGUCUCUUGCUGUGGAUGUUUCCAUGGUCGGACAUUGGGGGUCAUUUCUAUGAGCUGUGACAAUGAUGCAACUCGUGGUUUUGGUCCUUUGGUUCCUGGUCAUCUUAAAGUUGAUUUUGGAGACAUUGAUGGGUUGGAGAAAAUCUUUAAAGAGCAUGGGGAUCGUAUAUGUGGUUUUUUGUUUGAACCAAUCCAAGGAGAAGCUGGGGUAAUAAUCCCACCAGAUGGUUAUUUGAAAGCUGUCAGAGAUUUGUGCUCUAGGCACAACAUUCUGAUGAUUGAUGAUGAGAUCCAAACAGGCAUAGCUCGAACUGGCAAAAUGUUGGCAUGCGAUUGGGAAGGUGUACGACCUGAUAUGGUGAUUCUAGGCAAGGCACUUGGUGCUGGAGUAGUUCCGGUCAGUGCAGUUCUCGCGGAUAAGGAUAUCAUGCUGUGUAUCAAGCCAGGAGAACAUGGAAGUACCUUUGGUGGAAACCCGUUGGCAAGUGCUGUGGCAAUUGCAUCUCUGAAAGUGGUCAAGGAUGAAGGUCUUGUUGAAAGAGCCGCGGAGUUAGGUCAGGAGUUCAGAGACCAGUUACGAAAGGUUCAACAGAAAUUUCCUGAUAUUAUUAGGGAAAUACGUGGGAGAGGUUUGCUUAAUGCAGUAGACCUAAGCAGCAAAGCUCUAUACCCUGCUUCUGCAUAUGAUAUUUGCAUCAAGCUAAAGGAGAGGGGCAUUCUUGCAAAGCCCACGCAUGACACCAUAAUCCGAUUAGCCCCUCCCAUUUCAAUCAGUCCCGAGGAGCUCACAGAAGCAUCGAAGGCACUCAGCGAUGUGCUCGAGCAUGACUUGCCGCAGUUGCAGAAGCAGAUCAAGAAGCCAGAAUCGGAGGCAAAAACACCCGUCUGCGAUAGGUGCGGUCGGGAUUUAUAA
Molecule: messenger RNA, 1419 nt
Organism: Triticum turgidum subsp. durum (durum wheat)
Lineage: Eukaryota; Viridiplantae; Streptophyta; Magnoliopsida; Poales; Poaceae
Source: the annotation of a GenBank genome assembly